Molecule: messenger RNA, 2311 nt
Organism: Carassius gibelio (silver crucian carp)
Lineage: Eukaryota; Metazoa; Chordata; Actinopteri; Cypriniformes; Cyprinidae
Gene: mss51
Product: putative protein MSS51 homolog, mitochondrial
Exons: 7
Coding region: 262-1539 (425 amino acids)
Source: RefSeq, a predicted model, not a curated record
GGAGUGUCUGGGGGAAGGAGAUCUGCAGGGUAAGGAAAACCUUCUGGCUAACUUGAACAUGUUCCCAGAGACCUGGACCUGGACGGAUGUCAGGCUCACCCCUCGUCCCUAAAAAGGAGAGCGGGAUGAGUGGAUGACAGAGAGGUGGAGUUACUGAAGAGAAGCAGCACACUGAGACUGGAUCGGGAUUUUCAUCAAGUUUCUGCUGCUCAUAUGUGACAGAAAGAACUGACGCAUUGCUGUUUCACUAGCUCACCCAGAAUGGCCGCUCCAGUUCCAGCGCUCCCAGACUCUUUUACUCCGAGUUCAGACAGUGUUUACUCGGAUCAGUUUGGCUUUUACUCUCUGGACAGUAAUGUUCCUGGUCUUUCUAAAGUCAUCCUAGAAAAACUCAACAUGAAAGACUACAAAGAAUACAGGGCUGCACUCGAGGGCAAAGGAAGGGUGGGGUUUCGCUCUCACAAAGAGAUGUUUCAGAAUCUAGAAGAGACGUUUAAGUUCUGUACCUGCUGCUCCAAACUCCCAUCUGACCUUCCAGACCCGAAGGCACUCAAACGCUGCAUUAAGUGUCUGAACGUGUAUUACUGCAGUAAAGACUGUCAGAAGAAGGACUGGUCUCUGCAUAAGAAGUUCUGUAAGAUGCUCCAUAAGGUCUCCAUCGACAGACUGGUGGAGUGGCUCAUUCACACAGGAGAUCUUCCUUUCUCUACGGAGGCGUGGUCUCGUCCCGCCAAAGACAUCAGGUGUUGGGAUGACUGGGUCUUCAUGCAGGGAGAUCUGACGCCCCGUCUGGACACAAUCCUGUCCAGACAAAACAUGACAGAGCUCUGGACCAAUGCCUGCAGGCCGCGGCCGGAGGAGGCGGAGCUUCGUAAGUCUGUGUGGCGAGUGUGCAGUGAGUUCUUCUCUCGGUCGCUGACGCUAGGCCUCGGGAUACAGAUGGCCCGUCUGGACCCGUAUUCCCGUCCUCUGACCGUACAUCUAGUGGGGGCCGGUCACAACGAGACCCUGGGAGCCAGAACCACAGACAUGGACGAGCUCAGCCGCAUGUUCCCAGGGCACCAGGGGCUGGAGGUGGUGAUGGUGGGGCCCGAGGUGGUCCAGGGGCCCAUCAUGAGGCCCCCGCUGAGAGCGUUCGGACCCCGGGGAAAGGUGUACAUCAGCGCUUACAAGGGCCUCUAUCAUCAGUUCUGGGAGGAAGUUGUGGAGAAAGGAGAAGCGGCCAAACCAGAUCUAGUGGUCGGAUUUCAUCCAGGGUUCCACGCGUCUCAGGGUUUAGGAGAGGGCUGGCUGCCCACAUUACUGCUGCUCAGAGACUAUAACAUCCCGUCCGUCUUCACCAUGUACAAUGAUGCUGAGCUCCAGUAUUCCCUGCAGAUCCUCAUAGAGCUGGAGAUGGACGUUAAAGACACCGGACCCAAUCCCUUCAGCUCACAGAAACCCGAGCAGGUCCAGUCCAGCCCAAACAAAGCCCCCAGUUACUGCAACGCCUUUUAUAUUUACUUUCAGGGUCUGCUGGAGACACAGCAGGAGGAGUAGAUCCAUCACUUUCAUUCAUUCAGAAACCAGCUGAAUGCAUCUUAAAAAAAAAAGAAAAUAAAUGUUUCACGUAAAACUGCUGUUAAAGUUGUUUGCAACACAGUAGUAAAAAAUAAAUAAAUGCAUAUCCCGAAUGCACUGUAAGUCCCUUUGGAUAAAGCGUCUGCUAAAUGCAUUAAUGUAGAAUGCAAAUGUAACACAAUUUAGUGAACGUUUAGCGCUCCCUAGUGUCUAAAUCUGAUAUGACAUUUUCUUCAUUUGCUCUUUAAAAGUUUGAAUUAUAUCAUAUCAUAUCAUAUCAUAUCAUAUCAUAUUAUAUGUGACCUUUUUUUAUAGGAAUGUUACAAUCAUCUGAAAGCUGAUUAAAUAAGCUUUCCAUUGGUGUAUGGUUUUGUCAGGAUAGGACCAUAUUUGGCUGAGAUACAUUUACAAAAUACCUUUAAAGAACAUGAUCUUUACUUUAAUAUUCUAAUGGUUUUCGGGCAUAUAAGAAAAAAAAAAACGAUAAUUUUGCCCCAUACAAUGUUUUGUUGGCUAUUGCUAUAAAUAUACCCCAGAGACUUAAGACUGCUUUUGUGCUCCAGAAUUAAAAAUAAAAAUAAUCUUUAUAAUCAUUCAUUUUUAUUUAACACCAAAAGACACAUCUAUUUUAAUUCCUUAGAGAGAGCUUGUGCCAGAUUUUGUAUCUGUUUGUUUUAGUUUCACUUGAGUGAUUAUUUGAUAUGGAAGAAGCUUUAUAAAGUUAAUAAAAACAUUUAUAUAGCAAAUACAA